Aureococcus anophagefferens is the source of this 2604-nucleotide messenger RNA. RefSeq lists its product as hypothetical. The transcript is spliced from 7 exons. Lineage: Eukaryota; Pelagophyceae; Pelagomonadales; Pelagomonadaceae. Gene Ontology annotation, biological process: protein phosphorylation. The record is from RefSeq and is a predicted model, not a curated record. The coding region runs from base 1 to 2604 and encodes 867 amino acids. Gene Ontology annotation, molecular function: ATP binding; protein kinase activity.
AUGCUGGAACCAAUACCCGCGGAUAUGCAUGAUGGAAUCAAUAUCUCCAUACGCAUGCUGGAACCGAUACCGCAGGCAAAAGCGCCGACACCGGGGCGAGCGCGCCGAGGCCGUCGCGCGCCCGUACUACUUUUGCUGGGUUUGGUCUUGAUUUUAACACCCCCAGCUCAUUUUAUCUGGGUUCAGUUUUAUUUGGGGGGACUAGAAAACUUCAACUUUGGUUUGGAAGUGUUGUCUGGAACACAAGAACAAGAAGACCAUAUUCACAUCCAAAUGGAAUGGGUGUCACUUUUAUGCUGGGCACUAUUGAGUAUCAGGCAGUCUCCCGCGAAGUAUCAGGCAGUCUCCCGCGAAGUAUCAGGCAGUCUCCCGCGAAGUAUCAGGCAGUCUCCCGCGAAGACAACAGACGGUCUCCCGCGAAGUAUCAGGCAGUCUCCCGCGAAGUAUCAGGCAGUCUCCCGCGAAGUAUCAGGCAGUCUCCCGCGAAGCAUCAGGCAUUCUCCCGCGAAGUAUCAGGCAGUCUCCCGCGAAGUAUCAGGCAGUCUCCCGCGAAGUAUCAGGCAGUCUCCCGCGAAGCAUCAGGCAGUCUCCCGCGAAGUAUCAGGCAGUCUCCCGCGAAGUAUCAGGCGUAUAGAAACGGAGUUAAAGAUAAUGUUGGUCAGGAGUGGUGUCAUUGACACCACUCAAUGGAGUGCGGCGCUCGCGUCGCGCAACUACCUCUACUUCGUCGUGGAGCGAUUCGGCGAGGAGCUCUACGCGUUGCUGAAGCGCGACAAGACCGCGCUCACUUCGGCGCAGCAGGCGGGAGUCGUCCACGGUGUCGCCGCGGGGCUCGCGCACAUGCACUCGCUGGACCUCGUGCACCGCGACGUCAAGCCGGAGAACUGCUGCGGAUCCCUGGGCUUCUUUGCGCCGGACAUGCUCGACCCAGCGGGCUACGACGGCUGCGCCGCGGAUGCGUGGAGCCUCGGCUGCCUUGCGCUCGAGCUCGCCGCGGGCUCGCGGAUCUUCGCACGCGUCUGGUUCCGCGAGUACAAGGAUUUCUUCGCCCUGCGCGGCGACCGCAACGGCGAGCAUGGACGCUUCGUGGCCAACCUGGCGCCCCUCACGCUCGCGCUCCGGGGCCGCGGCGAGCUCGCGGCGCCGCCGGACGUCGCGCACGACCUCGAGGAGUGCCGGGCCCGGCCGCGAGGCGCAGCAGGCGCGGAGCGCCGUCGACACGUCGCCUUCCGUCGGCGGGGAGCCGCGGGCGUCGCGCGGCACGAGGAUCUCGCCCACGGCCGCGAUCUUCACGAUCAACCCGCGCGCGUCGUCGGCGAUGGUCACGCGUCUGCGCCUCAGUUCCGCAAGGAGGCCCGCCGCCGCGCAGUCCGCCGACGCGCAGCCGACGAAGCCGAGCGACAGCCAGUCGACGUCGAGUUCCCUGAAGUCCGCGAGCAGCGACGGCAGCGCGCGAUGGUCGUCGAAGACGACGGCUUCGUCGACGCCGUACUCCGUCUCGGCGAUGCGGACGACCAUCGGCGCGCCCGGGGGCAGCGUGAGCGCGAGCGCCGCGCGCCGAGCGCGCGCAUAAUAUCAGGGGCAGAUGUUGGCUGUUCGAUCAUUGAGGCACCGUUAGUCCAUGAACUUUUUCAUGUAGUUUUGCAGCGUCGACUGUGCCAUGCCGAGCGUCUCCGCGGCCUCGCGGUACGUCUGGGUUUCAUCUUCGUAAAACGCCUCUACGAUCUGCUCCUCGAUCUCGUCGUCGAACUCCGACUUGCGCCCGCAGUUGGAUCGCUUCCGCCGCGCCGUCCCGUCGCGAAUCUGCGUGUCGUACAGCUUCACGCGCGCGGAACCGUCCGUUCCAUCGAUACCGAACUCACGCGCCGUUUCCGCCGCCGCGCCGCGCGUGGCCGCACCGCCGAGGCUCUGAAAGUGGCGCGAGACCCGCGCCUUGAACGGUUCUUGCACAAGCUUACCGACGGUAACGCGGCGCAUGCGGUGAACAUAAUGACCACCGCGUUGCGUUACAUUCCUCAAAGUAAUUUCGAGGUGCGGCCGACUCCAUUCGGUUCUUACGGUGGCUCCCUUGACUUUGUUGGUGCUCCCUAUGGUCUGGAGCCUGGUGCACUUCGUGCUGCUUCUGAUGAGAUUGUGCGCAACUGGGAUAAUGUGGAGAUUCGCACAAAACAAUUUUGGCAUGGCUUCGAGUACGGUGUGCUACAAGACGAGGAUGCGGAUGCGUUUCCUGCUCACGUCAGGAGAAUGCCCAGACAAGUUGCCUUUAAUCUUAGCUCAGGGCGAGCGCGGGAAUCGAAAUUGUUUCCAUGUCUGCGGCAAAUACUGCACACAAUUCUAGAACGUGUCCGUGUGCUCGGGUUUCAUUUGACGCUCAUGGACUUGCACGUGCUCCGGCAGUCUUCAGAACACGCAUGUUUUGAGGAGCAUCUCGAUUUACACAAUGCCAAUGAUGUCGCCAUAAUCUGUGUUCUUUCUAGAAGUGAUACUCACGAUGAAAGUGAAGGUGCCGAAGAGUAUGCUCAGGAAAAAAGUGGAGUUCACAUCCGGACGUUACCUUUGUCUCAAACAUGUCCCAAAGUACGUUUUCAUGGUUGUGUGUUGUGA